AUGCGGUGUAGAUGUUUGGGCAAUCUGGCUCGUGUCCUGAUUCUUCGUCAACUAGCCACAGUCCAGGUGCUUCAAACGGCUCUUUCUGCGCUGUUCUACCACUUCGUCACAUCGAUCCAUGAUCCCAAUCCUACAGUAGCUCAACGAGCCAUAAUUGCUCUCAGAGCACUACCAAGCAGCAAGCUGAGUCCAUUUGACUGCUUCAUUAUGGAUCGUACGUCAUCAUUGUCAAUACGAUACGGCUGCUCACCACUCAACUCCCCGACGAGAACAUGCUCACCUUCGACUUUUUUAUACAGAGAUUUGAAACGUUGGUCCUCGAGAGCCAGUUGGUUAGCCAAAGCGAAGAUACCAUGUUCGUGCAAGAUUGAUGGCAAGUACGGAUCCAAUGAGUGA
Cooperia oncophora is the source of this 396-nucleotide messenger RNA. NCBI's taxonomy places the organism in Eukaryota, Metazoa, Nematoda, Chromadorea, Rhabditida, Trichostrongylidae. The record is from the annotation of a GenBank genome assembly.